GCUCUUCUUAGAUCUAGUGGCUGUCGAAGUCUCUCCCCGUCCUCUUACAUCUUUUGAGUCCCCUGUUAUAUCGUCGCCGAAGAAGUGAUGGAGCCAGCUGGAGAUGGGAAGUCUAAUUUCGCCAAAGAGCUGUACGGCGAAAGUUUGCAGCUUUCAAAACCUGAAUCAUCGCUUGGUUUAAGUAAUCUUGAGAAUGAAGAUGGAUCCUUUUAUGGAAGUUCAGAUGAAGAACCAAGUGAAGCUUACUCGAUGAACAAGGAUACUGAGAACAUGCGUGAAAAAUUCCACAUGCUUGGAUACCGUGAUGGGAUUUCUGCUGGACAAGAAGCUGCUGCGCAAGAAGGUUAUAACGUCGGCUAUAAGGAAUCAGUUCUUGCUGGCUACAAGUUUGGUAUUGUUAGAGGUGUUUCCAGUGCGCUGGCUUUUCUCCCAGAUGACCUAAGAGAAAAACUGAUCGAUGAACAAGAAACUAGAGACAAGUUCCGAAAAUUACACGGUUCUGUGCAUGAUCUCUCAACUGAAGCCGCUUUGAAACUGUUUUAUGGAGCUUUGACUACAAAGCAAGGAGAAGAGAAGAGUGGAGAAAAAGUGCCUUGCUCUAGUCUUUGUUCUGGUUCUGGCUGUGUUUCAGGUUCUCGCUCUGUUUCAGCCACAAAUGACUUGGGAAGCUAUGUUACUGAGCUGAGCUCUCUUCUUGACAAUUCUCCUAAGAUUAAAGUUAGAUUGGAGGACACAUAGACGAAGAUAAGAGUGGAGGAAAAGGGUCUUACUCUUCCUGACCAGUAUCCUAAGAUUGAGGAUGCAUAGAGGAGUCUUGUUACCUGAAGUUAUUGCCAAGCGGAAGCAUGGAGGAUGCUUGUUCCCGAUCUGUUUUAUAUUUGAAUUAAAACUUUUAUUAAUAUCAAAAGAACAAAUUUGACUGCAAUAAACAUUGGCUUACACUGCGAUUAGCAGCCCAAA
Molecule: messenger RNA, 960 nt
Organism: Brassica oleracea var. oleracea
Lineage: Eukaryota; Viridiplantae; Streptophyta; Magnoliopsida; Brassicales; Brassicaceae
Exons: 5
Coding region: 88-738 (216 amino acids)
Source: RefSeq, a predicted model, not a curated record